Jatropha curcas is the source of this 1350-nucleotide messenger RNA. RefSeq names its product alfin-like 4 (gene AL4). Lineage: Eukaryota; Viridiplantae; Streptophyta; Magnoliopsida; Malpighiales; Euphorbiaceae. Gene Ontology annotation, biological process: regulation of DNA-templated transcription. The record is from RefSeq and is a predicted model, not a curated record. Gene Ontology annotation, molecular function: histone binding; transcription cis-regulatory region binding; transcription coregulator activity. Gene Ontology annotation, cellular component: nucleus.
AGUAGGCUGGUAGCGAGACCAGAUGGGCCGAAUGACAUAUCCGGUUUCCCGGACUCUUCGCACUUUUAUAAAAUCCGGUUAAUCGAUCCAUUUCAUUCCCGAUUCAAAUCCGCACUACCUCCUUUCUCUUCCUAUUUCUGUGAGAGGUCAAAUAUUUUUCCAAUCUUUCCCUCCUUUUACUCUCUCUCCAUUUGCUCUCUGGUUCUCGAUCUCUACUGCUCUUUUUCUCUGCAACUAUAAGCUUUCUCUCUACUGCAAAGAAUAUUUUUGGCUCUGAGCUUUCAUUGGCUGGUGAAGUAGUGCUUCCUAGCCAUGGACGGUGGUGCUUCGUAUAAUCCACGUACGGUCGAGGAGGUCUUUAGGGAUUUCAAAGGGCGUAGAGCUGGCAUGAUUAAAGCUCUCACUACUGAUGUUGAAGAGUUCUACCAGCAGUGCGAUCCUGAGAAGGAAAAUCUUUGUCUGUAUGGAUUUCCCAGUGAGCAGUGGGAGGUCAAUUUGCCUGCUGAAGAGGUUCCUCCAGAGCUUCCAGAGCCUGCUUUGGGUAUUAACUUUGCCAGAGAUGGAAUGCAAGAAAAGGACUGGUUGUCUCUGGUUGCUGUUCACAGUGAUGCAUGGUUACUUGCUGUUGCCUUUUAUUUUGGGGCUAGGUUUGGAUUUGACAAAGCUGAUAGGAAGCGUCUCUUCAACAUGAUAAAUGAUCUUCCAACGAUAUUUGAGGUUGUUACAGGAACAGCGAAGAAACAAGUAAAAGAGAAAUCCUCAGUUUCAAAUCAUAGCAGCACUAAAACUAAAUCAAACUCUAAGCGAGGAUCUGAAUCCCAGGGAAAGUAUUCAAAGGUAAUGCAAUCUAAGGAUGAAGAUGAUGAUGGCUUAGAGGAUGAGGAAGAUGAGGAGCAUGGGGAGACAUUAUGUGGUGCUUGUGGAGAAAAUUAUGCAUCUGAUGAGUUCUGGAUUUGCUGUGACAUAUGUGAGAAGUGGUUCCAUGGGAAGUGUGUUAAGAUCACUCCGGCAAGAGCUGAGCAUAUUAAGCAGUACAAAUGCCCAUCUUGCAGCAACAAGAGAGCACGGCCUUGAUGGUUGGGGAGGAGCUAGAUGUGUGUGUAUUAUGGCAUGAUGGAAAUGCUAACUGUGUAGUAGGUCAGGUCAGGUUUGUUGUUAGUCAUGGUUCCUUGAUCUAGAAAAAUCUAUUUGAAUGGUAUGUGUGGGUCGCAAAUGUGCUGUCCAUUUGGUGAUAAAAUUAGGAUAUUUAUGAACUCAGAUCGGGGAAGGCAUGUUUUAUGUUUGUCAACUUGUGUUCAUAUGCAAUCUGUCCAGCUCUUCAUGAAGCACCUGCUUUUCAUUUUAUCUUUA